GAGCAUUGAGAUGGAGAGCAGCGAGUUCAGUCGGUCGAAGGAGCACGCCCCGGGCAGUCGCCAAUUAAAUUGGGGGAAACUAUUUGGAAAAUUCUUUAAAAAGCGAUUGAAAUUCGAAUUGGAGAAAACAUCAGCGGCAUGUUCAAAGUGUCACAGGAGAUGCGUCUGAACACGCAGGCCGCCUCCUCCGCCUCCGCCUGCAGUUCGAGUGGGAGUGGCCUGGAGGGCCAUAGUCCGGAGGAGGGCGGUAUUUUUGGACGCUACCAGCGGACGCCCGAUGCGGAUGCCUAUCCCUCGGAAUCGCCGCGCGUUUAUGUGGCACCCGAGCUGACCGACGCCGGCAAGGUGCAGUUGCUCCACUUUCCCAGCGGCGCGUUGAGGGUGAACAGCCCGCUGGGAUUCAUCAUCAAGCGGAACGGGGUCAAGGGAAACUUCGAGGUGCGCGUCGAGGGUCCCAGUGGCCAGCCCAUCCAGCCCGUUCGGCAGCAGCAGUUGGAUCCGGAGCGCUUCCAGAUCGAUUGCCAGCUGGCCGCCGGAGCGGGUCUCUACAAGGUGCACAUCAAGUGCAAUUCCGUGACCCUGCCCCGCUCCCCGUUCAUCAUCGUGGCCAUAGCAGGAGCUACCGAAUCCAUCGAGGGCAAACCAGCGAGUUCUUCAGUCGCCAUCUCGGACUCGGAUGCCAGUCGCGUACAGAGCCGUGGCCUGGGCCUCACCCAUGUCAGCUUGGUGGAGCGCAACGAGUUCACCGUGGACUGCGGCCAGGCGGGUAGCAACAUGCUCCUGGUGGGCGUGCUGGGGCAACGCGGUCCCUGCGAGGAGGUGGUGGUCAGGCAUCUGGGACGCGGCAUACACAGGGUCAGUUACCGCGUGUGCGAUCCCGGUGACUACAUCCUGGUGGUCAAGUGGGGGGAGCAGAACGUACCCGGAUCCCCGUUCAGCUUAAGUGCGGAUUAGCCGUAGAAAGUAAAUGUGUCUGCAUAAAUCAGCUGACCUUGAUGGGGCGCUACUGCCACCCAUAUGCCUCCCUGCUCAAUGGAAUCCUGCGCAGCUCCUCCGGCGAUGUCUCCCCACCUAAUGAUGAUUGCCGAUGAUAGCGUUAUGGGUGCUCCAGCCGUGCUCCUUGCUGCUCUUUCACCGCCACUAAUGACGUUCGCAUUUGGAAGCUGAUGCUCUCGGCGCCUCACAACCUAAUGAUGAUGACCGGCGAAUGUGGAGAAUGUGGGUAAGCCGAGUAUGACGGGGGCAAAUAUGUUGUAGUAAUGUGUACACUCGAGGUUAGUGCAAUAGUCACAAGUUUGGUAAGCAGUGUAAUAUACUUAAGUAAAAGUAAUAAUACAUUUUAAGCACUAGCAUGCAUUUACCAAUAAAAAUAUAUUAUAGCUUAUGAUGCACUAAUAUACAAAAUAGCAAUUAUAUAAGAGAGGUGCCAUCUUAAAAUUAUAUUGAAAAUGUUAUAUGCACAAUAAAGUAAGAUAAUUACUAAACAUGUGAUUGUAAAAUAUGAUAUGAUUUUAAGGGUAAAUAUUAAACUGCCCAUCAUUGUUUAUAGAAAUGAUAAAAGGUGGGGGCUGCACGAUGUUGUUGUAGCUAUUAAAAUGUUGCGUUCUCGAAGAUGAUGACAUAUUCAUUUUGUAUUCCUAAACAACCAGUGCUAAGUAACAAAAGAAAAACAUAUUUGCAUUAUAGAAACUUCUAAGCACUAAGGAAAAUAAUUGAUGUAAAAUAAUGCAUUGAAGGUGUGAAAAUAGAUUGAUAUUUAACUAAAACCUAUUUGAAAGUAA
Molecule: messenger RNA, 1781 nt
Organism: Drosophila simulans
Lineage: Eukaryota; Metazoa; Arthropoda; Insecta; Diptera; Drosophilidae
Product: filamin-A
Exons: 3
Coding region: 139-954 (271 amino acids)
Biological process (GO): actin cytoskeleton organization
Molecular function (GO): actin filament binding
Source: RefSeq, a predicted model, not a curated record